UAGAAAAAAACAAAAACUUUUUUUUUUUACUUCAACUUGAUGUUGAUCAACCAUUGUUUGAAUACGUUCAUUUAAUGAACGAAUAUUUUCUUCAUUUUGAUUAAGAAAUGAUUGAUGAUUAACGAUUUCUUAAUAGAAUUUAAAUAAAUAUUGAUUUAGAUUUUAUUAAUAUAUAAAAAUAAAGUUUACAAAAAUUUUUCGAUUCAAUUACUACAUGAAUUAAGAUGAAAAUACACAAUUACAAGAAAAAAUUAAUCAAGUAAUUUUAUUAUUAUUUGUUUAGUUUAAAUAAAUAAAUAAUAAUUUUUGUUUUACUAGUUAAAUUUAACACUUGAACAACAACAAAUUAAUUUUAAUGAAUUAGAAAAACAUCAUAAUGAACUUUCUGAACAAAUUAUUUCAUUACAAAAUCAUAAUGAACGAUUACUUGAACAAAUUCAACAAUAUGAAACAACAAUAAUACAAAAAGAUGAUAUAUAUAAAGUUCAACAAGAUAUAACACAACAACUUGAACAACGUUAUAAUGAACUUGAACAAAAACAUAACGAACAACAUGCUUUAAUGAUUAAAUUAUCAACACAUUUAGCUGCUAAAGAAAGUGAAACAAGUGUUUCAACAACAGAUUCAACAGUUAAUGAAACAUGGAAUACAAUACUUGCAAUGAAUAAUUAUCUUCGUGUAGAAAAUACACGUUUAACAGAUGAUGUUGAACGUAUUCGAUUAGAA
Messenger RNA from Rotaria sp. Silwood2, 726 nucleotides. The record is from the annotation of a GenBank genome assembly. NCBI's taxonomy places the organism in Eukaryota, Metazoa, Rotifera, Eurotatoria, Philodinida, Philodinidae.